Lasiodiplodia theobromae is the source of this 1302-nucleotide messenger RNA. Its product is annotated as tRNA-splicing endonuclease. Lineage: Eukaryota; Fungi; Ascomycota; Dothideomycetes; Botryosphaeriales; Botryosphaeriaceae. Gene Ontology annotation, molecular function: tRNA-intron lyase activity; nucleic acid binding. Gene Ontology annotation, cellular component: tRNA-intron endonuclease complex. Gene Ontology annotation, biological process: tRNA splicing, via endonucleolytic cleavage and ligation; tRNA-type intron splice site recognition and cleavage. The transcript has a single exon. The record is from RefSeq and is a predicted model, not a curated record. Bases 1 to 1302 code for a protein of 433 amino acids.
AUGGCCGACCCAGCCGGAAGCUCGGUUCCGCCGCAGCCUGCCGCAAAGCAUGAGAACGGCAAUGUAGAAUCAGCAGCAAACGGCCGAGGCGCGCCGCAGAAGGAAUCCAAGGCCAAUGCAAAGCCGGCUUCGCAGCGCCCGAGAAAGCCAAACUAUGCAAAGAUCCAUGCUCAGCCGCUUCCAAUCGUGACACAUCCUCUGCCAGCCUUCGUCCCGCACAAUCCUCUGUCCUUGCUGCGCAUUGCCUAUCUCAUCUGCUCGCAAUACUUCAACCCGCCGGCAUCCCACCCGCCGAAGCGUCAUGUGGCCUACCUCUCGUACGAAACAAGAUCCGUCCAUGUCACAGAUCCUGCCAGUGUGCGUGCGCUGUGGGAGCAGGGCUUCUUCGGGAAGGGCAGCUUGAGUCGAAGCGAGCCCACCUGGCUUGAUCGUGAGAAACAUCGGCGUGGUGUUGAGUCUGGCCAGAUCAAGGCGGAAGACUACACCAACAAGCGAAGGCAGGAGAGGAGGGAAAUGAAGAACGAGCGUGCUCGGAAGGAACGUGAAGCUCUUGAAGAGCAGCUGAGGAAGGAGGGAAAGCUGGUUGACGAGUCGACCUUGGCGUCCGCUGCUCAGGAAAGCUCUGCGGCCGCGACAUUGGCCAGCGAAACUCCCGGCCAGGACAAUGCCUCAGACAGCCUUACGUCAGCGGAGAAGUCUGCAAACGCUUUGAAAGAACUUGCUUUGGACGAGCCUGUGCAGAACGAAGAGCACCUUCAACUCUCCCUUGAGGAAGCCUUCUUCCUGACCUACAGCCUCGGCGUGCUCGAGGUUGUUGCGGCACGCACAAAGAAGACGGUCGAGCCGCUGCAACUCUUCCAGCUCUGCCGCUCUCUUUCUUACUUCCCUCCGUCGUCCGCUCUUCAGGUCAGGCCAGACGAUCCGUUCCUUCUCAAGUACGUUGUCUACCACCACUUCCGCAGCCUUGGCUGGGUCGUUCGCGAUGGUGUCAAGUUCUCCGUCGACUACAUGAUCUACAACCGCGGUCCAGUCUUCUCCCACGCAGAGUUUGCGGUUCAGAUCGUGCCAUCUUACAGCGACCCGCACUGGAAGGGUCAGGAGAAGAAGGAGAUGAGCCCGUGGUGGUGGCUGCAUUGCGUUAACCGCGUGCAGAGUCAAGUGUUGAAGACGUUGGUGCUGGUGUACGUGGAGGUGCCGCCGCCGAUUGAAGGCCCGGUCAAGGAUAUCGGGGAAUUCUUGGGAAGAUACAAGGUGCGGGAGUUCGUCCUGAAGAGAUGGGUUGCGAACAGGAUGAGGGGUUGA